UGCUUCCGGAUGAGAAGGUGAAAUUGGUGAACUUGCGUAAGAAAAUACAAAAUGUCAGAAAAUAACGAAUACAAGGGGUUUAGAUCGUUACUGUCUUCCCGAUCGAAAGAACCAGAGCUCGACGCUAAUGCUCCAUUUGCGGGCGCAGGCAUCUUUGGAUAUGAUCCUAGAGUCUUACAGCAAGUCCAAAGGGAGGACCAGUACAUUUUACCAGAGGGCCAAGCCCAUAAACGAGGAAGGUUUGAGAUGGCAUUUACACAGAUUGGGGGAGGCUGCUUGUCAGGUGGAAUUUUAGGAGGCACCCUUGGUAUGAGGUCCGGUAUGCAGUAUGUGUCUGGAAAGGAGCUCCCCAAAAGUGUUAGAAAUACACAAAUAUUGAAUCAUGUAACAAAGAUGGCUGCCGAAAAGGGUCAAGCAUUUGGAAUAAUUGCUCUUAUGUAUAGUAUAUUCGGAGUGGUGGUUGAAUGCCGAUACAGCCCACUAUCACAGUUCGAGAAUGAUGACCUCAAUUCCGUCACUGCUGGAACUCUCACAGGAUUACUCUUCAAAUGCACAGGAGGAUUGCGAUCUUCAUUAAUAGGCGGAGGUGUUGGUCUCGGCAUCGCAGGACUAGCAAGACUUGUGUACAGAGAACUGAAAUAAGACUACUGAAAGGCGGUGUAAAACUCAUGUGAUAAUGUUAAAUAAUGUGUGAAGAUAUUUCGAAACAACACCAGGAUGGAGCUAAGACGCAUUAACAGGUCACCGCAGGAUAGCUUCAUACAGCAUUCAUCAAAAUGAGACUUUUGAAUGAACAAACUCAAAUUAUUUACCAAGGGAUUGGCAUCAAACACACUCAACAAGCUGUGCUAUAUAAAAUCCACAAUUUGAGGAAUUCCCGCUAAGCAUUUUACGAGUGAAGGGCUUGCAGGCUUGUGCUCAUUUUGACAACUGGUACAGUGUGAAUCAGUGGUGACCGGUUAUUUUAUGAUGAACCAAGUUUACCUUGAAAUUGGUUACUUCAAGGCCAUUAGUUAGAAAUAGCUGUGUUUUUUGUGUUCCUAAUUGGUCUGUGUAUCGAGAAUUCUAGCAUCACGAUCAAUUGUUAAUAUUUCUUUCACUGUUACAUUUGCAUUGCUUAAGCUUUAUGCAAGAAUGUGAUUUUAAUAACUUUACAGUGCAGAUGAAGAUAUUAAGAUUGUUUUUUUGACUUAGGAUCUUAAACUUAAAUUUUUACACGACACCUACAUUAUGUUGAAGAUUGCUCCAUGUUGGAAGCCGCUUGGGCUGGCCACGGCGAAAUCAAAGGUCAAUAGUUUGAUUGUGCAUUAUAACUAUCACUUGUUUGACUUACGUUUUAAGAUUACUGGAAUAAGAUCUACACAUUUAUGUCAGAUGUGGUUUGUACAUCAUAGCAUUACAGGGCUUCCAUUAAAUGAAGUCAUUUAUUCCCUAAAAAUGUACAAAAACUUUCAUAAUUUUGGAGAAAAUUUUUUAAUCAUCAGUGUUAUUGUCUUUUUUUCAUUCUGUAAAGUAACAUGUUAUGUACGAUGUAAAUUAUGAAACAAAUAAAAAGUUAAAACCUUAAAA
Messenger RNA from Mya arenaria, 1569 nucleotides. Its product is annotated as mitochondrial import inner membrane translocase subunit Tim23-like. The record is from RefSeq and is a predicted model, not a curated record. The transcript is spliced from 7 exons. Bases 52 to 642 code for a protein of 196 amino acids. Gene Ontology annotation, molecular function: transmembrane protein transporter activity. Gene Ontology annotation, cellular component: TIM23 mitochondrial import inner membrane translocase complex; mitochondrial inner membrane. Gene Ontology annotation, biological process: protein import into mitochondrial matrix. Lineage: Eukaryota; Metazoa; Mollusca; Bivalvia; Myida; Myidae.